Molecule: messenger RNA, 1739 nt
Organism: Phanerochaete carnosa HHB-10118-sp
Lineage: Eukaryota; Fungi; Basidiomycota; Agaricomycetes; Polyporales; Phanerochaetaceae
Exons: 1
Coding region: 535-1542 (335 amino acids)
Biological process (GO): signal transduction
Source: RefSeq, a predicted model, not a curated record
GUGCCCAAAGCUCAUAAUCUGCAGGCGACAACAUCUGUCACCUCGCUAGUACCUGCUGCUGAUCCGCAGAAUACGAAGUUCAGCGGUGCGCCCCCAAUACCUCCGCCAAAAACAGAGCAACACAAGACCAGAAGCGCAUCAGCCCCGCUUGAUGUUCCCGCGCUCCCAUCUGAACACUCAGCUCCUCCCUUGGUGAUCAGCCCCAGCUCUACCUCUGCGCUAUUAUACAUACAAAGUCAGGAUGAGCAGAAGGUGCAGACGCCGCGAACAGAUCUCGCCAGGGACAAACCUAACAGCCAGACGAAGCAGGACUGGAGGAAGAGUGAUGCGACGACAACGAGCUAUGUGACCAUUCGUCCGAAUACAUUGUCUGGGACGCGCUCGCCUCGUCCCGUCUCUCUCGCUGAGUCGUCGCAUUCUGGCCACACCAUAGUGCCUGCGAACAAACGCCUCAGUGCUCUUAUAACCGACGCGGAGUUUGCGAUGGCGGAAGAGGACGAUUCGGAUUCGGAGGAAGACAUCGUUAGAGUCUCUAUGUCUGGACGACUCUCUCCAGUAGCCUCUGCGGAGACCCGGAACCGUCGCUCUGUCUCGGUCGAUAUUAUUCCUGCUCACAAGUCAAAUUUGUCAGGUCCUCCCAAUCCACACUCCGCGACAUUGCCUUUGACGCGGUUUAUGACGGAGACGUCGUAUGUAAGCUCUCAGCCGUCGCGAGAUCAUCCCACUCUCGGCAACAUCGCCGCCAACAGGCUCAUUGCUCCUCCGUCGCCUCCAGAUGCUGCGUACCUUACUGGCACCAAUGUACGCAGCCGCAUAGCGGCCUGGACGGCUAUGACCUCUAACACCGAGCGGAUGCCUCCCCCGUCACCCCGGCCGUCGUACUCUCGGCGCACUAAUGCAGCCGUGAACCCCAGCUUCCGUCAGACAGCUAUUAGUAUCACCGGCAGUCUUGCACCCGCCGCCCUUGGGCUGGGCAAGCGUGCGGCUGAGAAGGUCCACCGGGUUUGGGGCGGGUUCAGCGCAAGCUCGUCAAGCCACUCCGCUUGUUCUUCCACGUCCUCUCUCAGCGGGUCGAUCUCCGGUACUGCACCUUCAUCUUUCAAUAAUGGGAAGCUCGCUGAUACCAUUGGUCGGACCGCUUCGGGGCAAUCAGUUAGCGGACAACCACCGCUACCGGGUGCAUGGAAAUCCAAGCGGAGAACGCCUAAUGCCCCUUCCGGGUCGUGGAGCGUAUCCUCGUCCGUCACGAAUCUGUCAGAUAUCGAUGGGUUUUCAGGUCCUAACCUUGGUACGUGCCUUAGGGGUCCCCAGCUCAAUAGAGCCGGCGUGCCCAUAGCCGGCGGCUUGGUCUUCGGCAGGGACCUCUGGACGUGCGUGCAACAGACUGCGACAGAUGCCGUGCGGCAGCAGCUCGAGUAUGGGGAAUUCACGGAUCCUGUAACAAAGCGGUCAUUAGAAGAACGGAUGUUACCUGUCUUGGUAACGCGCUGUGCCCAGCACCUCCAUCUAUGGGGGUUGCAGGAGGAGGGUCUAUUUCGGUGAGUCGAGCUCCACUAUACUAGGUGCUGAAAGAUUGACUCUAUUGUGAUAGCUUGAAUGGGCGACCGGCGCAUGUAGCAAAGUUGCGCGCCGAGUUCGACGCCGGUGCCGAUUAUAGCUUGGUGGAGAGCGAUCCCGGUGAUCUCGAUCCUCAUGCAGUGGCUUCUAUCUUCAAAGCGUACCUCCGAGAGCGUAAGCCG